Messenger RNA from Caenorhabditis auriculariae, 1575 nucleotides. The record is from the annotation of a GenBank genome assembly. Lineage: Eukaryota; Metazoa; Nematoda; Chromadorea; Rhabditida; Rhabditidae.
AUGUGUGCGAUGAAAGCGGAAAGUUGGGCGGCGGCGCUUGGGCCGAAGACGGAUGGUCGUCGAGGGAAUCCGGCGACGCCGUGCACGUCUUCUGCCCCUCCGACGGCCUAUCAACUUCCACUCUGCAACAUUUUCGUUUUUUUUUGCAUCGUUUCUUUUAUUUUGUGUUCCCAUUUUGAUGAGUAAAAAAUCAGCUACCAAACGUGCAGGUAUUAUUCGAUGCACUAUGAAAUAGAUUUUUCUUUCUUUUAGUAUUGCAUUCACACAAUAAAACUGCGAAUAAACGUUCUGUAGAAAAUGAGCUUUUCGUGAUGUAUUCAGCGGUUUAUUGAUUCACACUAAAUCGAAAGUUUUUUUGAUUUUAAUUUCACUGUCCUAAUUUUCAAAAAAAUUGACAAUUUUUCUCCACUGAAAUAGCCAUCAAUUUCUUUUUUUCUUCGCCUUUUGUUGAACUUUUUAGAAAAUUAAAAAAAGUCUAACAAAAUGGUCAACUCUUUAAGUAAGUUUGUCAACUCUCAACUCUUUUAGUAAGCUUCCAGAUAUAGACAUCUGUAUUGGGUAACUCGCAUAAAAUAUCUAAUAUUUACAUUGGAAAGGAAGAGAGGGUUAGGGUAAGGUUGGAUGAUUUUUAGCCAUUGGUUCGGAACUUUAUUUGGUAUGGCGAGAACAUCUGCCGAGCACUUUUGAAAGUUCAAAAAAUGCACCGUUAGAAUCAAAACAAAUAUUUGUUGUUCCUUGUUUUCCUGGAAUACCCAGUUUAUUUUUUUGCUUUCCUUAAUCUCGUCUCAAACUUUGACAUUACUUGAUGGAUUGGGUAACACAAGGCCUCAGCUGCUACCGAAAAUUUUUCUAAAAAAAAUUUGGAUCCGUUUGAAACUUAUCGCAAAAAUUUCUUUUUAGAUAAAGUCCGUCCAGAAUAACUUCUCUGACCUCAUCAAAGUUGAAAAUUUUUGCUAGGAUGAAAAAAUUUCACUGUUUUUAUUGAUCUGUAUAAUGAAGAUCUUCAGACUCACAGCCUGCAUAUUUCCUAGUUUUCGAGAAAAAAAAAAUGUAAAAGUUUCGGAAUGGCUCAUUCAAUCGGUACUUAUCAAAUCAUGUUAUUUUCUCAAGAUUGUGAUGGUAUAUCAAUGGUUAUCUUUGAUAUAUUAAUUUUUCAAGUUUUUAAUCAUACAACUUUUAAAAAAUUAGAAAAUAUCCAAUUUUUUUAUUUUCGUGCUUGCAAAAAACUAUAUUUCUUCUUCUUAAUUUUUUUUUUCUGCAGCAUAAGUAAUUAGGAAGGAUUGCUACAUACUUAAGUUGGAUAAAGUUCCUGUCUAUGAGUUAAAAAAAUGUCAAAAGGGUGGUCUGUUAGGUUCUUGAGGCUUAAUCCUCGAGAAACACGAUUGGAGACCAUUUUUGAACGAGAUGAGCAAUCGGGGAUUGAUUUCGGCGAGUGCGGGCGACACCUGACUGCAGGCCGAGAGAUGGAUCGACGCGAUGGCUCCGCGGCUCUUUCUGUUAGCCGAAGCGUUCGAGCUUUGGUUCGCCGCCACAGUCAACCCACACCUUUUUCUGUCCCUCUCUCCCUCGCCUUGA